Molecule: messenger RNA, 1224 nt
Organism: Venustampulla echinocandica
Lineage: Eukaryota; Fungi; Ascomycota; Leotiomycetes; Helotiales; Pleuroascaceae
Exons: 1
Coding region: 1-1224 (407 amino acids)
Molecular function (GO): glycosyltransferase activity
Source: RefSeq, a predicted model, not a curated record
AUGGCGGGUUACCGCCAUUAUAUACGGCGGCUCAAACACCUAGCCGCCUCCCCCGCCUUCCUAGGCAUAUUGAUCUGCCUCUGCCUCCUCACAGCCCUCCAAUGCGCCCUCCGUUAUGGCCACAGUUGGUACGGCAACACGUUCACUGCGUCUGCCGAGCCUACUGCGUCUGUCGAGGACCCUGAAAUCGAUUGGUCCAAGCUGGUUUAUGUACAGCAUGUCACGUCGCCGGAGUAUCUGUGUAAUGCUCUCAUGGUCUGGAGCCAGAUUGAAACGAUUGGGAGUCGCGCCAAGGUUCGUGAUGCUCUCUCAGCUAUCGGGGAUGUUAUGAGUGUUGACCAUUUACUGAUAUGGGUAUCGCAGCGCCUCAUGAUGUACCCAUCCCACUGGGACCCCACCGAAAUCGAUGACUUAGACCCAGAGCGAGGCCUAACUCACACAGCCCGCCUCCUUCAAGCCGCCGAGAAAGACUACUACGUGACCCUCCACCCCGUAGAAGUCCUCAACGAAAACAAUACUUCGCAAUCAACAUGGGCCAGUUCCUAUAGCAAACUCCUCUCCUUCAACCUAACAUCAUACUCCCGAAUUUUAUCCCUGGAUGCGGCCUCGAUCGUCUUACAAAACCUCGACGAGCUAUUCCUCCUCCCCAAAGCUCCAAUCGCAAUGCCCUAUACCUACUGGGGCGGACCGUCAGGGUGGGCCUUCUCCAGCCAGUUGAUGCUUCUCGAACCCUCCUCCACCACGUUCUCCGCCAUGGAAACCGCAAUCAAGGACGCGAAAGAAGAUGAAUAUGAUGUGGAUAUAAUCAAUAAGCUCUACAAAGGAAAAGUCCUAAAGAUCCCCCAAAGACCCUAUAAUCUCCUCUCGGGGGAAUUCAGACGUGCGAACCACCGUGCCUAUCUUGGGUCACGGUCCGCGAAAUGGGACCCAGAUGAUAUUUUCGCCGAAGCGCGAUAUCUGCAUUUUUCAGACUGGCCGAUUCCGAAGCCUUGGAUGAGCGCGAGGAGGGAGUUGUUGAAUAAAUACAUGCCGAGGUGUUCGAAGAGUGAGUGGUUUGGUGCCACAGAUUGCAGAGAUAGGACAAUUUGGCUGAAGCUUUAUGCUGAUUUUGCUGCGACGAGGAGGGCGGUUUGUGGUCCUGGGUUUGAAAUGCACAGUCAGGACUUGCCGGCCGCUCCUAUAUAUAGACACGGGAGAUGGUUCCAUCCUGAUGAUGUUGAAUGA